AGUGCGCUCGGGCGGCGCUGCCCCGCUGACAGCAGCCGGGAGGGGCGGGGGCUGAUGGCGGCCGGGGCCGGGGGCAGGAAGCCCGGCGCCCCGCGGGACGCGGAGUCCGAGGUCUGGUCCCGCCGCGUCCGGGACCUGGUGGGCUCCGGGCCCGGCAACCGCCUCUGCUUCGAGUGCGGCCAGCGCGGCGUCACCUACGUGGACAUCACGCUGGGCAGCUUCGUGUGCACGGGCUGCUCGGGGGCGCUCCGGGGCCUGAACCCCCCGCACCGCGUCAAAUCCAUUUCCAUGACCACCUUCACCGAGUCCGAAGUGCUGUUCCUGCAGUCCCGCGGCAACGAGGCCUGCCGGAAGGUUUGGCUGGGCUCCUUCGAUCCGCGCACGUCGCUGCUCCCGGACUCCAGGGACCCACAGAAAGUGAAGGAGUUCUUGCAGGAGAAAUAUGAGAAGAAGCGAUGGUAUGUCUCGCCGGAUCAAGCCAAGGGCGCUGCCUCCCUGGCCGGCCAGAACUCCACCCCAGAGGUGAAGCCGCAGCAGACCCUUCUAGGGGACUCGGGAGCACUGCUCACAGCUGCCGGAUCCAGCCGGACCUUGGGCCAGCCCCGCCUGCCGCAGCAGCGCACCCCCCAGCCGGCCAAGAAAGCCAGCACGGACCUCCUGGCGGAUAUAGGAGGGGACCCUUUCGCUGCGCCCCAGCCGGCCCCCGCCUUCGCCAUGUUCCCUGCCUUCCCGGGUAAGUAUGGGGGGCAGGGGAGCCACAGGACCAGCUGCUCCCUGCCCGCGGCAGCCGUACAGCGCCAAUGUGAACAGCUGAGCAAGAGUGGCGCCCCCCUGUUAUGACACUGGAUAGUACAGGCUGGGAGCUGGCUGACCAUAGAGCACUGGUUAGAGAGACCCCCCCCGUGUGGUGACACUGGGUAGAACAGGCUGGGAG
Molecule: messenger RNA, 934 nt
Organism: Chelonia mydas (Green sea turtle)
Lineage: Eukaryota; Metazoa; Chordata; Testudines; Cheloniidae
Gene: AGFG2
Product: ArfGAP with FG repeats 2
Exons: 5
Coding region: 55-840 (261 amino acids)
Molecular function (GO): GTPase activator activity
Source: RefSeq, a predicted model, not a curated record